UGACAUUAGGGCAUUGUCCACACCUGAAAAAACCAGUUUCAGAGAACACACUAAAUCGGAAAAAUGUUCUGCAAUCUACUUCAGAAUCUACAACGAUGUCAGGUCUGCGUACUAAUCAGUCAACUUGCAAAAUGGUCUCAAUCCUAAACCCUAAACUUUUAUACGUACGAUCUGAAUCACAGAUCCUUCUCAUCCACGUUUUCGAAGGGAUGAUUUUACCUGUUAAGAAAAUUAUUUUGUCCUGGUGGAGACCACUGGAAGGUGUAGUAAUCUUUGCUCUGGAGCCAAGCUUUUUAAGUUCUCCGUAGAUAUCACCAGGAGGAUCAAAUCCCUCGUUGAUAUAGUCUUUCUCGUUAAGGGAUUCAUGUACCUGCAGAAUCAAGAACACACCAACUUAUGUAGACUGGCAACUUGUGUGCACGUGAAUUGUCUUCUUGACGCUGCAAUAUCAUGUUUGUCUGUGAAGUGCGGAAUUCAGUUCCAUGUAUAUUGCUAGAACAGUGAUUACUCCUCCUGUUCCACGUUCGGCUCCGCCCGGUAUAUCUUUGAGCGGAUCCAGUUACUACCAAGAACUCGUUAAUGGACUCUUGAGGAUGUUGCCUGGACAACUGAGGCCAGACUGCAUUCCCUGUUCUCUCGCUAGGUGUUCAUGGCGCAAGCUUUUCACAAUCUCAGCUUCACCUUCUCGUUCACUGAUCUUAAUUUUACGGGAGGUCUUCAGGAAAUGCCGCGAAAAGCCUUCUGAUAAUUGGUAUAAUUUGUCAAGGUUCAGAGAUUUUUAGCGAGGUGAGUUAGUUACAGCUUGGGAGCUUUUCUCCAGAUGCAGCGGCAGAACACUGAUGUUAGUAACAGAACUUGACACGGCGAGAGUAGAUACGUAUUUGGUCUCGGCUAAGCGAUUGAGUAAUGUAUGCCAAAAAGGCUGUGGCAGAAAAUUGCCUCGCGGGAGCUUAGUUCUUCCUGAACCAUUGAUGUAUCAGGAAACGCACUGGAUCGGAAACGGAAAGUGCAUUCACAUGUCUGCAAGUGGAAGAAUCCUGGAGAUAGCUCUGCUGUAAAUAACAGCGAAAGAAAGUAAUGUCGUUGCUUACAAGAUCUGUUCUUAUAAGCCUUGAUUUUCGCUCAAUCUGACUGUGUAAGUUCUUCUUGGAAGGUGAGCUAUAUGCGGUCACGUUGUGUUCGGACAGAGUUAGUUACAGUCAAAAGUCUUCCUGGUCCCUAAAUGUGCAGUAAAUCUGCGAAAAUCUACUCUUGAAACGAGCAUCCAGCAGGAGUAAUUCACAUCUCAAUUUGAACUUUGCACCGUAGAGUACUCUUCCAUCAGUAACUUACCCUAACAUUAAAUCGGAUGCUCUUUCAGCCUCUGUAGGCUUGUGAUAUGCCGACCUGAAUUCACUUUUUAGUGAGCAGUCCAUUCCUUGCUCAUACGGACAAUGAGUAGAUUGACUUUAAAGAAAACUAGGGAAGGUGUGCAAUUUUUCCAUACGAGACUGUAAAAUCAGUUCGACCGUCUGAGAAUUGGAAGUGACUCUCCUGGUGUAAUUCACUGCGACAUUAAAAGAAGGACAACCUUCUGCAAAGUCUAGGUUUGCUUGGAACUCAUUCUGCACUGAGAGUCGAAAUAGACAAAAUGAGGCAUCACGAAGAUUCCAAACCCAACACAUUCCAUGAAGCAAUUAAGAACUUCAUGCGUCCGCCGAAUCCAAAUGCCAAACCUGCUAUCCCUGCGUUUAGACGACGUAGUCGUCGACGAGAGAGUGUCCAGAAACCGGGUUUUGAGUUCAACGAUGAGACGUUCCACGAAGGUCGAAGUACGAACACUCCACGAAGAUUUGACGGCUCAGCGGCCGGAGUAAUCACCUUCAAGUCUCCCGCUGUCUUCUGUGAGAUGCGACACUGCAGGUGAAAUUAGCAGAAAUGCUAAGCAAGUCACCGGCUCCUAGAGGCAAGCCAGUUACACCUGGCAAAUACGAGUUCGCCCCUGAUGGUUAUCGUACCAGCGUCUGCUGUCAGCUUCUGGCGGAGAUUGGGAAGAUGAGCACGCCCUUUGCCAAUGUACUGGCCACCAUCCAUGAAGAGCUGGAGCAAGCGAUUUAUAGCAACUAUGUCACACCGUCUCAUACCAGUGUGUUUGAACAAGUUCCAUAUUUCGAGUUGGUGAGUUGCGUGGAGAGCAAGAAUGCCGCCAUGCUUGAUGAGCAAGAGCGGUGGAAAGUUAUGCUGAGGGACAGAGAGGCUGAUAUAUCUAGAAUUGAAGCAAACAUGCAGGAGCUUAGAGAGCAGAUCAUAGCUGAACGUGAAACAGUGCUUGAGCUCCAAAAGAAACUCAAUCAAACAGCUAUAGCUCUGGAGAGGCGCAUCAAAGAGGUCGCAAAGCUGUCCUCUCAAAUAGAAGAGAGCAGGGCUGAAGUACUCCAUGCUCGAAAUAUUGAGCACUGCCUGGAACAUGAGAAAUCAGAGUACGAGAACCUUAUGGCCAAACAUCUCCUACUCAUUACUGAGCUGCAACAUUGUCAGAUGAACUUGGAAGUUGCACGCAAAGAGGCCGCGGAAGGGGUGCCAAAGAAAGAGAUGGCAGUGUUGAGGGCCCAGGUCAAAGACUUACAGCAAAAGCUCAUGAAAGCAGAGAUAUUAACACAGCAGAUGGGUUCCAUGACACCAAGACCGCAUUGGGCUCUCCUAAGAGGCGGCGCUCACUACACCAUGUCCACGGCAGCGCAGGCAGCAGAAAUAUGUAAACUGAAUGAUCUUUUGUUGGACAAUGUGACGACACUGCGACUCGAAUGUGCAACUGCUCAAGUCGCCCUUGCGGAGGCAAAGCAGUCGAAGAGAGCCAAGUCACCGAAAUCGCCUCCUCCAGAUUCGAAGAGCGAUGGAUCAACAUCUCCCAAGAGGUCUCCACCUUAGACUCUGUCAUGGUACUACACUCAACAUUUUCGCAGGAUUCCUGCGAAAGAAAUACCCUUCAGCGUUUUGCUUCUGGGAUGCGGGAAUCAGGAUGGAGGACAUCCGAGAUAUAAAUCAUCGGAUUCCUUCAGACAUACAUGAUUUAUGAUGAGCUUGUCAACCCAUACGCUAUCGAAGCUUGCAAAGAAGAUUUUUAUCUUUUCGGAGUGCUCUCAUUCCUAUGCAGAAGAAAAUCAUGAUUUCCUCAUUGGGAAAAUUGCCUCUCUCUAUAAUGUCCUGAGGACUUUAAAUUACAUUGUGAAACAAUUUCGGUAACAUUCAACGUGGACAUUGAAAGAGCAGAUAAUAUCAUUUCAAGUAAUCAUGAGAAACCUCGGUUCCAUAUUAUGUAAGUGGAGGUGAAAGUCGGCAAAAACCGGUGACUAUUUCACAUACGUAGCAAUAGUGCCUGUUGUUAGCACAACUGAGUUCGCAGUAUUUAUAAAAUAACAAGACAAAAUGAUUAUGAUAUAUACUUUUAGACAGAGAGAGAGAGAGAGUACAGUUCAGUCAGCUCGUUUUUCAUGUGAAUUGAAAAAUAAAUUUUUUUAACGAGACUAUCAAAACGUAGCGCCUCGGUGAAAAAUAAAAUUGUGGACGGCCUACGUCGAUGGCU
This is a messenger RNA of Marchantia polymorpha subsp. ruderalis, 3562 nucleotides long. The record is from the annotation of a GenBank genome assembly. NCBI's taxonomy places the organism in Eukaryota, Viridiplantae, Streptophyta, Marchantiopsida, Marchantiales, Marchantiaceae.